AUGAAUAAGCCAUUGAUUGCACUUCUUACAACUGUUCUCCAUGCAACAACAAGCUACUUAGGCUAAGAAGAUCCCCUAAGAACAUUGUAUUAAGAAUGGAAAUAAAAAUAUGAAACUAGAUAUACUAGCUAAUUUGAAGAUGAAUACAGAUUUGAAAUCUUCAAAUAAAAUUACAACUACUAUCAAGAAGUAAAUAGCAGGCAGUCCAACUACACCCUUGGAAUAAAUCAGUUCGCUACCCUAACAGAUGAAGAAUUCGAAUCAAUUUACCUGAUUUUUCUCCUAUUGAGGUUGAUGAAUCUAUUACUUCAUUUAAUUUUCCUGAAUCUGUUGAUUGGUCAUCAAAAAUUAAUCCAAUUAAGAACCAAGGUACAUGUGGAUCAGGCUGGUCAUUCUCAGCCUUUGGUGCUUUUGAAGCCUUUUUCAUCUUUGUUAAGGGAACACAUUAGUUGAUUGUGAAACAUCUUCACAUGGAUGUGAUGG
Messenger RNA from Paramecium octaurelia, 483 nucleotides. Lineage: Eukaryota; Ciliophora; Oligohymenophorea; Peniculida; Parameciidae. The record is from the annotation of a GenBank genome assembly.